Rhagoletis pomonella (apple maggot) is the source of this 363-nucleotide messenger RNA. RefSeq names its product protein new-glue 3-like. The transcript has a single exon. Lineage: Eukaryota; Metazoa; Arthropoda; Insecta; Diptera; Tephritidae. The record is from RefSeq and is a predicted model, not a curated record. Bases 1 to 363 code for a protein of 120 amino acids.
AUGAAACCAAUUACUUUAAUUUUCGUCGCUAUCGCCACUAUACUGGCCAUACAUGUGCUCUCGGUAGAUUCACAAUCUAGCAGUACUAAUAGUACUUCCAGUACUAAUAGUACUACCAGUACUACAACUUCAAAUACAACGACUGUGGCUCCGACAAGUUCCUCUAGUUCAACUUCUGCGAGUACUUCCUCUAACUCCAGCAGCUCGUCGCGAAGGAGAAGAAACGCUCGAUUUAGGAGACGUUAUCUGGCUGCAAGAAGGAGGGCAAGGCGCCGUCACAGGAAAAGGGCAGCCGCCAAUAGGAAGAAAGAACAACGACAAAUCAGAAGAAGAAAUCGAAGGCGCAAUAAUGGAAAUGGUUAA